Molecule: messenger RNA, 1218 nt
Organism: Quercus robur (English oak)
Lineage: Eukaryota; Viridiplantae; Streptophyta; Magnoliopsida; Fagales; Fagaceae
Exons: 1
Coding region: 1-1218 (405 amino acids)
Source: RefSeq, a predicted model, not a curated record
AUGCAGCAGCCACAGGGUUAUGUUCAUCCCUCUAAACCUCAUUAUGUCUGCAAAUUACUCAAAUCUCUUUAUGGAUUGAAGCAGGCACCCCGGGCAUGGUUUGAGAGGUUCACUUCUCAAUUGCUUCAUCUUGGUUUUGUGGCUUCCUUGGCAGAUUCUUCUCUGUUUGUUUAUCAGUCUGGCUCUACUAUUCUCUACCUACUGCUGUAUGUUGAUGAUAUUAUCAUCACUGGUAAUGCUCCUAACCAGAUUACCUGUCUCAUCUCAGCUCUCAGUGCCACUUUUGAUCUCAAGGAUCUUGGCCCCCUCAAUUACUUUCUGGGUAUUCAAAUCACACCCACCAAGUAUGGUCUUACCUUAUCCCAGACAAAGUAUGCUUCUGAUGUUCUUCAUCGUUUCAAUAUGCAUAACUCCAAGACUAAAACUCCCUGUUGUCCUGCCACAAGACUUACUCCAGACUUUGGUAUGCCCUUGUCUGAUCCAUCUACUUAUAGAAGCAUGGUUGGCGCACUGCAGUACCUUACAUUCACUAGACCAGAUUUGGCAUUUAGUGUUCAUCAGUUAUGUCAAUUUAUGCAAUUUCCUACAUCUACUCAUCUGGAGGCUGCUAAGAGAGUUCUCAGAUAUGUGAGGGGCACUCUUUCUCAUGGCAUUUAUUUCUCUCGAGGUCCCUUUACUUUAACUGCCUUCACAGACGCUGAUUGGGCAGGUGACCCUUUUGACAGGAAGUCCACCACUGGGUUUAUGGUGUUUUUAGGCUCCAAUCCUAUUUCUUGGUCAUCUAAGAAGCAGAGCACUGUGUCCAGAUCCUUCACAGAAGCUGAGUAUCGUGCACUUGCCACCACUGCUGCUGAGCUUUCCUGGCUUCAUCAGUUGUUUCGUGAUCUUCUACUUUUCCUUCAUCAUGUUCCAGUUUUAUGGUGUGACAAUGUGUCUGCCCUUGCUCUUGCUUCGAAUCCAGUUUUUCAUGCUCGUACUAAGCAUGUCGAAGUGGAUUAUCAUUUCAUCAGAGAACGUGUUCUUCGCAAGGACUUAGCUAUUUCCUUUGUUUCUGGCAAAGAUAAUCUUGCAGAUAUAUUCACUAAGCCUUUGCCUGGUCCUUUGUUUCUCCUAUUUCGGGACAAACUCAUGCCUCGUUCCUUCCCCAUUCGUUUGAGGGGGGAUGAUAACAAUAGAAAAACAGAGCAUCAUUUACAGUUAAAGGAAGAAGAUGGUUAA